AUGAAGCUCUCUUUAACUUUCGCAUCGUCGCUGCUAGUCGCGGCCGUCGCCGCCCAGAACGGCACCUAUACGAACGGCACUGGCACACCCGUCUACAAGAACCCGAAUGCAACCAUUGACGACAGAGUGUCUGACCUUCUCAAGCGCAUGACCAUUGAGGAGAAGACUGCUCAAUUAAUCCAGGGCGAUAUCACCAACUAUCUCAACCUGACCGAUGGUACUUUCAACCAAAGUGGUCUGACAUGGCUUGCGGAGAAAAGAUCCAGCUCCAUCUGGACCGGUCUCUACACCAACCUUACUACCCUCGCGUAUGGAGCCAGGGUGGCCCAGGACUACUUGGUGCAUAACACGACGCUGGGUAUCCCGGCUUUCAUCCAGAGCGAAGGAAUCCACGGUUUCCUCGCCCUAAAUGCUACCAUAUUCAACUCGCCCAUCGCUCACGGCUGCUCUUGGAACCCUCAAUUGGUCGAGAAAAUGGCCAGAAUCAUUGCUAUCGAGUCCAAAGCUCUCGGGGUCAACCAGCUCUUUGCCCCCAAUGUCGAUUUGGCUCGUGAGCUGAGAUUCGGCCGUGUUGAAGAAUGCUAUGGCGAGGACCCCUUCUUGGUUGGCGAGUACGGCUACUCCUACACAAAGGGCUUGCAAGAGGAGGGCGUCUGCGCCAUGAUCAAGCACUUUGCUGCCUUUGCUACCCCUGAGCAGGGCGUCAACACUGCCCCCGUUCACGGCGGCCCCCGAGAGCUGCAUACCACCUACCUCCCUCCGUUCAAGCGCGCCAUCAUUGACGCCGACGCUUGGAGCGUCAUGUCUUCUUACAAUUCCUACGACGGCGUUCCGACCGUGACCGACCAUCACCUAUUGACCGAGAUUCUCCGCGAGGAAUGGGGCUACGAAUACUACGUCAUUUCUGACGCUGGCGGCACCGCUCGUGUGAGCUCCGCUUUCCUCAUCUGCGGAGAGACGGACGAUUCUUGCAUCACCCUGAGCACCCUGCCUGCCGGUAACGACGCUGAAAUGGGCGGUGGCCGCUACAGCUUUCAGUACGUUCCCGAACUCGUCGCCAACGGGACUCUGCCCGAGAACAUUGUCGACACCGCCGUUUCCCGUGUCCUUCGUGCCAAAUUCAAGUCCGGCCUUUUCGAGCACCCUUACACCGGCGUCCCCAACGACAAGUUCUUUGACUACGUCAACACCGAGGAGCACCGCAAGGUUGCUCGUGACCUGGACGCUGAGAGUAUCGUUCUGCUCGAGAACCACAACGAGACCUUGCCCCUGAAGAAGGAUGCUCAUGUCGCCGUCAUCGGUCCCAUGGCCCACGGCUAUGUCAACUACGGCGACUAUGUCAUCCACACUGCCAUGGAGCGUGGUGUCACUCCCUUCGACGGUAUCAGGGCCGCCAGCGAGGGCAUCGUCACCUACGCCAAGGGUGGAGAGCGCUGGUCCAACGACCAGUCCGGCUUCCCCGAAGCCAUCGCUGCUGCCGAGGCCGCCGACGUCGCCGUCGUGGUUGUGGGAACCUGGUCCCGCGACCAGAACGAGCUUUGGGCCGGUCUGAACGCCACCACUGGUGAGCACAUUGACGUCCACGACUUUAAGCUCGUCGGCGCCAUGAGCCACCUGGUCAAGGCCAUCAUUGAUACUGGCAAGCCCACCGUCGUCGUCUUCAGCUCUGGAAAGCCCGUCACUGAGCCUUGGAUCUCGGACGAGGCCGGUGCGUUGGUCCAGAUGUUCUAUCAGGGCGAAGAGGGCGGUCAUGCACUGGCCGACAUCCUGUACGGCAACGUGAACCCCUCUGGAAAGCUCUCCGUAGCCUUUCCCCACGACGUCGGCACCACCCCCGUCUACUAUGACUACCUCAACUCGGCCCGCGCAUCCCCCAACCCGGGUAAAGAGUACCCUAACGGUACUCUGGUCUUUGGCAGCAACUACGUUCUAUCGUCUCCUCUGCCGCUGUAUGAGUUCGGUUACGGCCUCUCCUACAGCAACUUUAACUACGCCGAUAUCAGCGUCUCCUCGUCGACCGUUUCCCCGACCGACACCGUCACGCUCAACGUUAAAGUGACCAACAACUCGACCCGCGACGGCGCCGAGGUCGUUCAGGUCUACAUCAAGGACAUGAUCUCGUCUGUCGCCGUUCCCAACAAGCAGCUCCGCGGUUUCUCAAAGGUCUUCAUCAAGGCCGGCGAGACUGCCAACGUCUCCAUCGAUCUGCCCGUCUCCGGCUGGGGCCUGUGGAACAGGAAGCUGCAGUACGUCGUCGAGACGGGCGACUUCACCGUCCUAGUUGGCUCUUCCAGCGAUGAUAUCCGUGGCAACGCCACCGUGACUGUCGUAUAG
Messenger RNA from Colletotrichum graminicola M1.001, 2334 nucleotides. Its product is annotated as glycosyl hydrolase family 3 N terminal domain-containing protein. The transcript is spliced from 7 exons. Bases 1 to 2334 code for a protein of 777 amino acids. Gene Ontology annotation, biological process: glucan catabolic process. The record is from RefSeq and is a predicted model, not a curated record. Gene Ontology annotation, molecular function: beta-glucosidase activity. NCBI's taxonomy places the organism in Eukaryota, Fungi, Ascomycota, Sordariomycetes, Glomerellales, Glomerellaceae.